This is a messenger RNA of Phytophthora sojae, 934 nucleotides long. RefSeq lists its product as hypothetical. The transcript has 2 exons. The record is from RefSeq and is a predicted model, not a curated record. Bases 1 to 840 code for a protein of 279 amino acids. NCBI's taxonomy places the organism in Eukaryota, Oomycota, Peronosporomycetes, Peronosporales, Peronosporaceae.
AUGAGCUCCUGGGCGGAGCAGGAAGCGCAGUGGCGCCAGCAGCGAGCCGAGCUCUACGAGGAGCUCUACGAGGGCGGCAAGAAGGCGCUCAACCGCGAGGGCGUGCGCAGGACGAGGCAGAACUUCACGCCCGGCGCAACGCUCGAGUCCAAGCCGUACGUGUUCCCGAGCAAGAACGACGGCGUCGCGCUCAUCUGCGCGCCGAUCCCCGUCGAGAUGGCACAGCGCUGUCACGCCAUCGGCAAGCAGCUCACUGACCUGCUGCCGCGUGAGACCGAGACCAACAACGCUGUGGCCUGCGUCACGCGCCGCGAGCUCAUGCACGUCACGCUGUUCCACACGUCGCACCCGGGCGACCUGGCCCCCAACGCCAAGCUGCGCUUCCCGCAGGACGUGGCGCAGCUCAAUACCAUGUGCACGCGCUUCGCACCGUUCCGCAUGGCCCCCGUCAAGGUGCUCAUGGCCUCCUCGGGUGCCAUGAUCAUGCUGUUCCAGUGCCUGCCGGCCACAGAGAAGAUCAGCGGAGUCGUGAACGAGCACGCAGAGUUCUCCGUCGACCACAUCCGCCGCGUGGCGAAGGAGACCUUCUCGUACGCACCCAAGACGGACACGCGCGUGAUCAUCCACGCGACGCUAGGGCGCGUGCUCUCGCCCGACGUCAGCGAGCAGGACCUGGACCGCCUGCGUGCGCAGUGCGACGCGAUCACGGCCGAGCUGGCGGUCGACCCGCAGCCAGCGCUCUUCGACAAGCUCUGGUUCGUGGAGGAGACCCACCACCUGUCUCCGCAGGGACCCAAGACGGACGUGCCGCUGUUUGGCGGCGUGCACGAGACGUCGUAGCAUGCGGAAACGGAACUGGCAAUGGACUGUCAAGCCCCGUUGUCCACGGCUGCCCGUACAGACAGAGCACACGCAACCUGCGAAUUGAGUCAAC